Mycosarcoma maydis (corn smut) is the source of this 963-nucleotide messenger RNA. RefSeq lists its product as uncharacterized. Bases 1 to 963 code for a protein of 320 amino acids. The transcript has a single exon. Gene Ontology annotation, biological process: protein dephosphorylation. Gene Ontology annotation, molecular function: protein tyrosine phosphatase activity. The record is from RefSeq and is a predicted model, not a curated record. Lineage: Eukaryota; Fungi; Basidiomycota; Ustilaginomycetes; Ustilaginales.
AUGUCGUUAGGGAUAAGGCCCUCACGUCAAGCGCUCUCUUCCCUCUUCCAAGCUCUUGAAUUUACCGACCACCUUCGUCUCUCAGAACCCGAUCUCGGUUACACAACAAGCCACUCUUGCUCUCCUGAAAACAUUGAGGCGAAUCGAUACAGGGACAUUGUCGCAUACGACCACGCGCUCUUACCCGGACCUUACCUCAAUGCUGCCUUGAUCCCAUCCUUUCAUCCAACCAGUCUCAGCUUCAUCGUCAGCCAGGCGCCAUUGCCAGAAACGUACACCGCUUUCUACACGCAUCUCGUUCAACAGCGAGUACGCGUAUUGGUCAACCUGACACCAUUGGUCGAAAAGGGCAGGCUCAAGUCGCACCAGUACUGGCCAGAUGUUGCAGACCAAGCCACGAGAUCAGAGAGCUGUAGCAACACCAAGCACAUACGCCUCAACAAUGGAUGGAAAGUGACCACCCAAUCCGACAAGCAGAUCCAACUGGAUCAAGCCAAAGCAACCCUCGUCCGUCGCGUCAUCCACAUCGACGAUCCCCAGUCCGAAAUGCUGAAACACGGAUGGGCCGUGACACAAUUUCAUCUCACAUCCUGGCCAGACCACGGCGUAUUCCCCACUGCACUUUUGCUGCAGCUCAUCCGCGAGACGCAGCAAGUACCCAUGACAAAGAUCUACCCACCUCCACCCACCUGGAUCCAUUGUUCCGCAGGUGUGGGUCGUUCCGGUACCCUGGCUGCUGCAUACAUCGCUCAAGCUGCUAUCAAUUCUGCUAGACACAAUCAGACUCCACCGGAUUCGUUGAUGGGGAAAAACGCUGCUGCCGAGAUUUGGGAUUUACCCGUAAGGAUAGUCGAGCAUCUGAGGAGGUACAGAGCGAGGAUGGUGCAAACCAUCGAUCAGUUCGAAGCUGUAUAUGAGAUCGUGGCUGAGUUGGCAACGCAGGCGCAGCUGGCACGAAACUAG